Molecule: messenger RNA, 1227 nt
Organism: Miscanthus lutarioriparius
Lineage: Eukaryota; Viridiplantae; Streptophyta; Magnoliopsida; Poales; Poaceae
Source: the annotation of a GenBank genome assembly
AUGGCGGCCACCUCCGCCGUUGUUCUGUCCGCCGCCGCCCGCCGGAUCUCACGCUCGGCUGCGGUGGCCAGCUCUGGCGGCGGCGCUCAUCUCCUGUCCGCCGCCACCCGCCGGAUGUCGUCGUCGUGCUCGGCGUCCUCGUCCUCCAUCAUCACGCUCGAGGUGACGGGGCACCACAACCUGACCAUCAGCGGGUACGCGGCGACGAGGAAGGCCCCCGUGGAGUGGAUCGCGUCGUCGCAGGCGUUCGACGCGGCGGGCUACCGCUGGCGCAUCAAGUACGACCCCAACGGCAACAGCUGGAACGAGUCCAACGAGUGCAUUUCCAUCUUCGUGGAGCUCGCCGACGACAUCAAGGGCCCGCGCCAGGAGGUCAAGGACCCCGUCCAGUUCAAGCUCAGCCUGCUGGACCGCGCGGGGAACCCGUCGCCCAAGUACUGCCGCUCCAACGACGCCAGCUUCUUCGUCGACGGGCAGGCGCGGUUCCAGGACUUCAUCCGGUGGAAGGACCUCGAGGAGUCCGGGUGCCUCAAGGACGACAGCUUCAUGGUCCGCUGCGACAUCACCGUCAUCAAGAAGUGGGCCGAGGACGACGACAACGUCAGCGUCGACAGCGCGUCGUCCCGCGUCGUCGUGCCGCCGUCCGACCUGCACAGGCACCUCUACGACAUGCUGUGGAAGAAGCAGGGCGUGGACGUCGCGAUCGACGUAUCCGGGGAGACGUUCGAGGCGCGCGGGUGGCUGCUGGCGGCGCGGUCCCCGGCCUUCGAGGCGGAGCUGCUCGCCGCGCCCAAGGAGAAGGCGCCCGGCGGCGGGGCCGUCGCCGUCCGUCGCCGCGUGGAGAUCGGUGGCAUGGAGCCCAGGGUGUUCAAGGCGCUGCUCCACUUCAUGUACACUGACGCGCUGCCGCCGUCCAUGAUGGAGGAGGAGGAGGAGAAGCAUGGCGCCGUGGCGAUGGCCCGGGAUCUGCUCGCGGCGGCGCACCGGUACAAGCUCGAGAGGCUCAAGCUCCUGUGCGAGGAGAUGCUGUGCCGGUGCAUCGACGUGGACACGGUGGCUGGGACCAUAGCGGUGGCGGAGCAGCAUGGCUGCGGCGCUCUCGAGGCAGCGUGCGCCGAAUUCCUCGCGCGUCCGGGGAACCUGAAAGCCGUCAUGGAGACGGAAGGGUACGAGAAGAUAAAAGCCAACCCCACCAUGAUGGAGCUUAUCAUGAAGCAAUUGGUCUAG